This is a messenger RNA of Zingiber officinale, 438 nucleotides long. RefSeq lists its product as uncharacterized. Lineage: Eukaryota; Viridiplantae; Streptophyta; Magnoliopsida; Zingiberales; Zingiberaceae. The record is from RefSeq and is a predicted model, not a curated record. Bases 1 to 438 code for a protein of 145 amino acids. The transcript has a single exon.
AUGACCCCUAAGGAGGGUACGGGAGUAACCCCAUUUCACUUGGUGUAUGGAGGCGAAGCGGUCGUCCCCGUCGAGAUCGGAGUAGAGUCUGACCGGAUACAGAACUACAGUGAGGACAACGCCAAGCGGAGGCUUUUGGAGCUGGACCUGGCGGGUGAGGCACGCGCUAAAGUCGUCAUCCCGCUGAUGGCCUACAGGCAAAAAAUGCGACAGAACUACAAUCAGAGGAUGAUCCCGAGGUCAUUCCAGGUCGAUGACCUCGUGUGGAAUAAGGUGAAGCCGUUUGGCAACGUCACCAAACUGGAGGCUCCCUGGGCCAGACCCUUUAAGGUCGUGGAAAAACUCCGUUCGGGCGCCUACUACCUAGAGGACGAGAACCAACGACAACUAGAACACCCAUGGAGCACGAACCAUCUCCAGCCGUAUCGAGCUGGAUGA